UAUUUCUACAAGUAAGACAUUCACAAUGGGGAUCCAUCAUUGUCUAAGCCAAGCACAAGAAAGCACAAGAACUAACAUUAUAAAAAAUCUCAGUAGGAAUUAUAUGAGUCGACGAUAUAUCUAGUUACUGCAAAUGCCUCGGCGGUAGAGCAAAUCAUGAUUGCCUCUUCAUUCCUUCCCUCCCGCUUUCGCGGCGAGCAGCCUACCGAUACACCUAUCCCUCCCUCCAAGACGAAUCAAAAAGUCACCCCUAUUCUUCAAUUCGUCUCCAAGAUAGCUUGUCUACACCCCAUCCAUACUAUCGUUGUUGUUGCCUUAAUAGCUAGCACCACUUAUGUCGGUAUCGUAAAGGAGAGCUUGUUAGAUGUGACCAGAAGUACCAGGAAUGCCGAUUGGUCUUCCCUAGUAGAGGGGAGCAGGAGCUUGCGAACCGGCCCCGAAACAUCGUGGAAAUGGCAGAGCUUUGACUCGGGUUCCCCGAUCCCUAACAACUCCCAACACCUCGCGCUGGUCACCUUGGUCUUCCCCGGUUCUUCUCCCGAUGCGCCUCAGACUGCCCCGCAACCUCACAUCGUCCCUCUGCCGCAGAAUCUUAGUAUCUCGCAUCUACCUUCGACUUCGAACACUCUCGCAGCUUAUUCCCAGGACAGCUCUCUAGCCUUCGCCGUCGAGUACAGCGAGGCGCCCGCGUUCCUCGCUGUGGCGCAAGAAAUUCCGAAUGAUGUACCUGGACAGGAAUCACGCGAGACUGAGCUCGGCAACGAAGAGCAGAAGAUGUGGAUUAUGAAGGUUGCCAAGGGUUAUACCAGAAGCAGUGUCAUUCGAUGGCUUCAUAACGCCUGGACUGAGUUCAUUGACUUGAUCAAGAAUGCUGAGACGCUCGAUAUCAUCAUUAUGGUGCUUGGAUAUCUGUCUAUGCACCUGACCUUUGUCUCCUUGUUCUUGUCCAUGAGGAAGAUGGGCUCGAACGUCUGGCUGGCCAUUAGCGUCCUAUUUUCAUCUACCUUUGCUUUCCUGUUUGGCUUGAACGUUACCACCAAGCUUGGUGUCCCCAUUGGCAUGGUUUUGCUCUCCGAGGGUCUUCCGUUUUUGGUUGUGACAAUCGGCUUUGAGAAAAAUAUUGCCCUCACUCGUGCCGUCUUGUCCCACGCUUUAGAGCACCGCCGACCCGAUGAAAAGAGAGAAAACAAAAAGUCGCCUGUCUCUUCCGAGGGUAUCAUACACUACGCUGUCCAACGCGCCAUCAAGGACAGGGGCUAUGAGAUUGUCCGCGACUACGUCAUUGAGAUCCUGAUACUCGUUGCCGGGGCCGCGUCUGGCGUGCAGGGUGGCCUCCAGCAGUUCUGCUUCUUGGCCGCCUGGAUCCUCUUCUUCGACUGCAUCCUGCUUUUUACCUUCUACACUGCUAUUUUGUGCAUCAAACUCGAGGUCAACCGCAUCAGACGCCAUGUCGAGAUGCGGAGGGCGUUGGAAGACGAUGGUGUAAGCCACCGCGUUGCCGAGAACGUUGCUAAGAGCAACGACUGGCCUGCGCAAGACGGCAAGGAACCUAUUGACGAGCCCCUUUUUGGCAAGGACCUGAAGAGUAGCAGCGUUCCCAAAUUCAAGUUCUGGAUGAUUCUAGGCUUUGUUGCUGUUAACGUCAUCAAUAUUGCCACGAUUCCUUUCCGAACUUCUGAUAUCUCUAGCAUUUCUUCGUGGGCAGGGGGCUUGGGCGGGGUUGUUAGUUCGCCGCCUCUUGACCCUUUCAAGGUCGCUUCCAGCGGGCUCGACGAGAUUCUCUUCACUGCCAAGAGCCACUCUCAACCCACAAUCGUGACUGUCCUUACUCCGAUCAAGUACGAAUUAACGUUCCCUUCAAUCCAUUAUGCGGAACCUCCUUUAGGCUACGGCGACGGACAAAACGGCAUGGGUGAGAGUUACACCCAUCUGCGCGGUUAUGGUAUUGGAGGGCGUAUGGUCGGCAGCCUUCUCACCAGCUUGGAAGAUCCUAUUCUUUCUAAAUGGAUUGUCGUCGCCCUAGCCAUGAGUGUAGCGCUCAAUGGCUAUCUUUUCAAUGUGGCUAGAUGGGGUAUCCGGGAUCCGAAUCUACCUGACCACCCUAUCAACCCACAGGAACUUGCCGCUGCCGAGAAAUUCAACGAGACACAAUCUGCGACCCUACCUUUGGGCGAGAUGGAACCGAAACAGGUCCCGCAGACGAUACCCGAUCGGCCCGAAACCCCCGCGUAUACCGAUGACGAGAGCACAAUCCAGGCGCUUGUUUCCCAGCGACCGAAGUCACCCAAGGUACCGAGAGUCCCAGGAGAGCUGGAGAAGUUGCUGUCCGAGAAACGCUACCUUGAGAUGACGGAUGAGGAGGUGGUGACUCUGUCACUUCAAGGCAAAAUCCCUGGUUACUCUCUAGAAAAGAAUCUGAAAGACUGCACAAGAGCCGUCAAGGUUCGCCGAAGUGUUAUCGCGCGGACUCGAGCCACGGCCGACGUCACCGGCCUCUUGGAACGUUCUAAGCUCCCUUACGAGAACUAUAACUGGGCGCAAGUCCUAGGUGCAUGCUGCGAAAACGUUAUCGGUUACAUGCCCAUCCCUGUUGGUGUCGCUGGUCCCCUCGUCAUUGAUGGUCAAAGCUAUUUCAUCCCCAUGGCAACUACGGAAGGUGUUCUCGUCGCCAGCACAAGUCGCGGCUGCAAGGCCAUCAACGCUGGUGGCGGCGCCAUAACUGUCUUGACAAGUGACGGAAUGACUCGUGGACCUUGUGUGCAGUUCGAGACGCUUGAGCGUGCAGGAGCCGCGAAACUCUGGAUCGAUUCUGAGGCGGGCCAGUCUGUCAUGAAGAAGGCCUUUAACUCCACGUCCCGAUUUGCUCGACUACAAACGAUGAAGACGGCUCUUGCGGGAACCAACUUGUACAUUCGGUUCAAGACAACUACUGGUGAUGCUAUGGGUAUGAACAUGAUUUCCAAGGGCGUUGAGCACGCAUUAAAGAUCAUGGCUACCGAGGGUGGCUUCGAGGACAUGUCUAUCGUCUCCGUAUCUGGAAACUAUUGCAUUGACAAGAAGCCUGCUGCUAUCAACUGGAUCGACGGUCGUGGCAAAGGUGUAGUCGCCGAGGCUAUUAUCCCCGGCGACGUAGUCCAAGCCGUACUAAAGAGCGACGUUGAUAGCUUGGUGGAACUCAACAUAUCCAAGAAUUUGAUUGGUUCCGCCAUGGCUGCCUCAGUUGGAGGUUUCAAUGCCCACGCCGCCAAUAUUGUCGCCGCCCUCUUUAUCGCCACUGGACAGGACCCUGCACAGGUUGUGGAGAGCUGCAACUGUAUUACUAUUAUGAAGAACCUACGCGGAUCCCUCCAAAUCUCUGUAUCUAUGCCGUCUAUCGAGGUGGGAACCCUUGGUGGUGGUACCAUCCUAGAACCACAAGGCGCCAUGCUUGACAUGCUUGGAGUUCGCGGUUCUCAUCCGACAAGUCCUGGAGAAAAUUCCCGUCGCCUUGCUCGCAUUGUGGGUGCGGCAGUCCUCGCUGGUGAACUUUCUCUUUGCAGUGCUCUCGCCGCUGGUCACCUGGUCCAGGCGCAUAUGGCUCAUAACCGAUCUGCUCCUCCCACUCGGAGCACCACCCCAGCUCCCGGUGCUACUGCUAACGGGCUCUCCAUGACAACCAAGAGCUCCGCUGCUGUAGAUCGUGCAGCUGCAUCGAGACGAUGAAGAACUAUGACCCAUUUCUAUAUCAUAAAAUCAAAUCAAAAACAAAAACAAAUGAAAUGCAAUCGAGAGGGACCUCAGUUAUCGAAUGACACUCGAGAGUAACUACUAGGUUUAUGGGUGUCGAUCACGCUACGCGUUCGGUAGGUUUGCGUUGGGUCUUGCGUCGGAAUUCAUGUAGGGAGUGGCUAUGCAGGAGUUCUACGAAGUCACCUAGGAGUUGGUUCAUGAGGGCAGUCUCAUCUUAGCCGAAGCAGUAUCAAGGCUCGGCAGGUAGUAGAAAGCAUUUGCGAGCGAUUGCAAGCUCAAAGAGUCACGGGAUAAAGGGAAUACAACUCCUCGCUAUAGAUAUAUUUUAGAAAGCGGCGGGAGAAGAAGAUAUCACACGUUCAAGGUUAUUGUUGGGCCCAAAGAAAAGAUUUUCCGGCCAACUGCCAAUAUCGCUACCAUCAUCACCAUCACCAACAACCGUCACCUUGUAUAUCAUAAUACUACUUACUACCUAGAUACACAAAUUCUAUUUUUAACCGUGAACAGUGCAGCUUGGCGAG
This is a messenger RNA of Hypoxylon fragiforme, 4250 nucleotides long. RefSeq names its product 3-hydroxy-3-methylglutaryl-CoA reductase. The record is from RefSeq and is a predicted model, not a curated record. Bases 157 to 3702 code for a protein of 1181 amino acids. Gene Ontology annotation, biological process: ergosterol biosynthetic process; isoprenoid biosynthetic process; coenzyme A metabolic process. Lineage: Eukaryota; Fungi; Ascomycota; Sordariomycetes; Xylariales; Hypoxylaceae. Gene Ontology annotation, cellular component: peroxisomal membrane; endoplasmic reticulum membrane. Gene Ontology annotation, molecular function: protein binding; hydroxymethylglutaryl-CoA reductase (NADPH) activity. The transcript has 2 exons.